GAAGACUAAAAAUUGGAGCUGGAACCUGGUCUCCCUGAGUCCUGCUCUGUCUCUCGCUCCUUUCCCAUCUCUCUCUCUCCCGCUUCUUCCAGUUCGGCCCAACGUGAAAGUUUCCCCCAUGAAAUCAGGGUCCCAGCCCCACUCCCACCUGCUGCUUUGCACCGUGAUGGGGUUUUACCCCUCGGGGAUCGAGAUCAAGUGGCUGAAGAACGGGCAGGAGCAGACGGACGGGGUGGUGUCCAUGGAGCUGCUCCAGAACGGAGACUGGACCUUCCAGAUCCUGGUGAUGCUGGAGAUGAGCCCCCGGUGUGGGGGCGUGUACACCUGCCAGGUGGAGCACAUCAGCCUGCGGGGCCCCCUCACCGUGCACUGGGAGGCACAGGCUGACUCUGCCGGGCCUCACUGCCAGGUGGUGAUGUCGCUUUCCCUGCCGGGCUCCUGA
This is a messenger RNA of Chelonoidis abingdonii (Abingdon island giant tortoise), 442 nucleotides long. NCBI's taxonomy places the organism in Eukaryota, Metazoa, Chordata, Testudines, Testudinidae. The record is from RefSeq and is a predicted model, not a curated record.